Molecule: messenger RNA, 3145 nt
Organism: Amoebophrya sp. A120
Lineage: Eukaryota; Dinophyceae; Syndiniales; Amoebophryaceae
Source: the annotation of a GenBank genome assembly
AGCUGUACUUAUCACAUCGACACCAUAAGGAGAAUAAACUGAGAGCCUUUUUGGUUGAAAAAGAUCCACCCGCGCUCACAGCAGUAACAUCUCGAGAAUAGUGAGGAGCUCGACAAGAGUAGAUUAUUUCCCUGCCAUUCACGAAGAUGUCGGCACAACAAGAGCCCGACCCGCUCCCAUUCGACCUUCCGGCCACACUCGACGAGGUUUCCCCCGGGUUGCUAACGCGUGUGCUCCACCAUGCGGGCGUCUUACCCAGCACAGCCACGGUCCGGUCCUUCGAAAUGCGGAAGCUUGGGCGAGAUAGAGGCCUUCUGGGAGACAAAGCUGUGCUAGAAAAGGUAGAGUACGAUGGCGCAGUCGUCUUUGCAGGAGAAGCGAGCGGUGGGCAGGAGGAGGAGAACCAAACCAAAACUACUACUUCGUGUUGCGGCAGAGCGUCUUCAUCAAGUCGUGGCGCCACUACGUCUACGGCGGUGUCUGCUGCAAGACCAGGAGCAGUACCCUUACCCCCCGCUGUCGCUGCGUCAUCCCCGCCACCGCCCGCGUCUUUCUUCGUGAAGAUGUUUCCGUCCGAUCUGAACGUGCCGGUGCAAAGCGCCAAGAUGAUGUGGACCUCGGAAGUUCGAUUCAUCAAUACCGUGCUACUAGCUGCAAAUGUUGACUUCAGUGGUCGAGAAGGUGUGGAUUUUCCAACACCCAAAUUCUAUUUUGCUGCCGGACCUCAGGAGGAAGACGGAAAGCAGCCGCUGCCUCCUCCAGACGGUGCCUCUCCUACUCCUUUCAGCACUCCCCGUUUUCUGAUUCUGAUGGAGCCCAUUCUUGGAGAAGGAAUUCGGAAUGGCGACCAUUUGUCAACAACACCUUCAACAGCAGGACCCGGACCAUCCCCAUCGAGCACCAUAUUAACAAAAGUUCUGCCGCUCCCCCACGCCUACCGCGCCGCCAAGGACCUAGCAGCCUUGCAAGCGCCCUUUUUCGGCUGGUCGUACGAGCGGUACAAGGCCGACGAGCGCACGAAACUGCUGCCGCACCUUUCGUAUGAACUGCAAAAGUAUCGUACUCGUAUAAAUGCAUUACAAAUUUUCUCAGCAUGAAAAAUAAAGUUUGUAAUGCUGAUUUGCCUUGACAAAGAAAUUUGUAAUGCAAGACCUGCAUUUAUACGAGUGCGAUACUUUUGCACAGCACCUCUCGGACCCAAACCGGGUGGAAAUGAUGAAGGGCUUCUUGCAAAACGUGAUGAAGUAUGGAUUGCAAAUAUGUCUGGGUCUGAAAACUUGUAAUGCGAAAAAUGAAUGAUAGACGCACUGCAAUACGCAGCUAUGCACGACAAAUUUUUUGGCUGCCAUGUCUCUCUUACGUAUUCCGCAUGGCACCCUGCGUUUUUGCAUGACAGGCAAGAGGGCCCUGUCGUGCCUAUGCAACACAGGUCCUCGAGUCAUGCCAGACAAGCAUGACAAACUUGCAUUCUUCCAGAGCCAGACAUUUUUGCAUUUGAUAUGAGGGCCGGCGUGGAGAUGUUCGGAAAAAGCAAGGGGGUGAACGCGGUGCUGGGUCGUGGACGAGACAGUAGGUUGGACCUCUUCGCGGAAGCAGACUGUACCAGCGAGGACGAACAAAUGAACAAGGCUGCAGCAAGCGGAAGCCCGUCCUCCAGCAAGUCGAGAAAAACUGUCGUCUACGACAGCUACCUUCGUGGCUUCCGCGAGUACUGGCUCUGGUUCGAGGAGAAGAUCUGGAACCCGAUGCUAGCGCCACCUGCACCAGAGGUGGGAGAGCAGGGGCAAAGCCAACACGGUGUUGACGAGUCUCCCGGCGGCGCAAAUAAUCGGCCGAAAAAUAGUUCUUACUGGGAUGCGUUUUUCGAAAAGUGGAAGAGCAUCCCGGUCACACUGUGGCACGGGGACUUCCACGCGGAAAACAUGUUUUACAACGAAAGGAAAGAGUCCAACGUCUACAUCGACUUUCAAAAUGUGCAGCUGCAGCCGGGCGUCCGCGAUUUGGCCUGCUUGCUUGGGACGGGCUUAACUAGAGAGGACCGAAGGAACGAGGAGGAGAAGAUUGUGCGGUCGUAUCACGACGAAUUGGUGCGCAGAUGGGCUGCGGAGGACAUCUUCCAGGCUUCAUCAAGGAACACGAACUUGCAGGUCGAGAAACAAGAAAGCAAGAGCGUUGCAGCUCCGCCGCUUUCAUCGCCGCCCGAUUAUUCGUGGAAGCAGUGUUGGGAAGACUACAAGCUGAUGAAAUUUGACUGUGUCUUCCGUGCGAGCAUGAUCAGUAUGUUCAUGGCCAAAGCGGUCCGUGAAAGGACGGGAAUCUUCGCGGACGAUUUUUUGGCGAUGUUAGUACCGCUUGACGGCUCUGGUGAUGCUGAUGCUGCUGACGUGAUCGAGGAUCGGGACAUCUUCAUCCGGGAGAACGAUAAGAACGAGCAUGUGCGAGAACAGCGGAAGUUUAACGCUGUCAUGAUGCGCAUUGUGGAGGAUUUGAAAGACGCAGAAUGGGAUAAGAUUCUGAAAGAUGUGGUGACGUCGGCCCAAGGAGCAUGAAACUAAUGGGCUCAACAAACUCUAUGAUGAUGAAGAUGAUCGCGACCUCAUGAUGAUCUCCACACAGGUUCAUCGUCAUGCUUUUCUGGAACGAAAUUAAUCGAGACGAUGAAAAUCAAGGCUCCCUGCGCUCCUUUACCGGUUCAGUGGUCGCGGUACACGAAGUCGAAGUACAGCACUGUCCUUGCCUUGCUAAGGGUCGGUGGGCCGAUUUUUCUACCGUGAUUGAUCGAACCUGCAUCGCCGACUUUUUGUUGAGGCGGUUUCCUCAUGCCAUUCGAAUAUAUCUCGAUCUCAACCUCAAGCAUGCCAUCCGGACAAGAACGAUCUCCUAAGUACACAUCCACGUGCUUCACAUGAACACUGUAUGUCAAUGGCUUAGAUACAAAAAUCAAUAUCAAGAAUUUUUUAGUGGAUCUAGAGCGAUCAGAUCUCCAGGAAGAGGAAGUUUCUAACGGUCGCAUCAAAAGCUCUCAAUCCGACGAAGUUCUGCGAACUGUCUUCUGAAGUUCUCCUCCUUUACUUUAGUUCUUGUGUGAUCGAAUACGCAAUGGACGAACAAGAGCCAAGAACUCUAAGGGGGCCGCAAAAGGAGA